Messenger RNA from Eurytemora carolleeae, 854 nucleotides. It is a transcript of the gene snf, whose product is annotated as U1 small nuclear ribonucleoprotein A-like. The coding region runs from base 22 to 702 and encodes 226 amino acids. The record is from RefSeq and is a predicted model, not a curated record. The transcript is spliced from 4 exons. Gene Ontology annotation, cellular component: U1 snRNP. Gene Ontology annotation, molecular function: U1 snRNA binding. Lineage: Eukaryota; Metazoa; Arthropoda; Copepoda; Calanoida; Temoridae. Gene Ontology annotation, biological process: mRNA splicing, via spliceosome.
AGUAUUGCUCUUUAUGCUGUGAUGCUAGUCUAUAAAUUGUUUAUUUCAGAAAUGAUGGAGAACCGACCCAACCACACCAUCUAUAUCAACAAUCUCAACGAGAAGAUUAAGAAGGAGGAUCUCAAAAAGUCCUUGUAUGCCAUUUUCUCCCAGUUUGGGCAGAUUCUGGAUAUCGUGGCGCUCAAAACAUUGCGCAUGCGCGGACAGGCUUUUGUUAUCUUCAAAGAGAUCAGUAGCUCAACAAACGCACUCAGAUCAAUGCAAGGGUUCCCGUUUUACGACAAACCUAUGAAGAUCGCGUAUGGAAAAACUGAUUCUGACGUGAUUGCUAAAAUCAAGGGAACUUUCCAAGAACGCCCAAAGAGAGCUCCAGUUGAUAAGAAGAAGGGAAAGAAGGGAGGGAAGUCUGGAGCUACCGUUGGAGCAGCUGGAGCUGGUAUGCAGACUCAGGGAGUGGAGAAUGCUCCUCCAAACCAGAUUCUUUUCUUGACAAACCUGCCCUCGGAGACCAACGAGAUGAUGUUGAGUAUGCUCUUCAACCAGUUCCCGGGAUUCAAAGAGGUCCGAUUGGUUCCUGGUCGUCACGACAUCGCGUUCGUCGAGUUCGAGAACGAAAUGCAAUCCGCUGCUGCUCGAGACGCACUCCAGGGAUUCAAGAUCACACCCACCACUGCAAUGAAGAUUUCCUUCGCCAAGAAGUAGAUCAAGAACUCUCAUCAUCGCAUUUUGUGGCAGUCAUUUUUUUCUUGGCGUAUUUGUAAGGAAACCUUUGUUUAAGUACCUUUACCUGUAAUAUUUGGUUUGUCCUGCCAAUAGUGAAUAAAUUAAAAAAAAAAAAAAAAAUGUAUUUCAAG